UCACACUCUCAAACCUCUCUCUAGUGACAACAACAAAACCAUACAAUCCCCAAAAAUGGCUCAGUACUGGUUAUCAUCCCUUGUCAUUGCACUGACAUUCACAAGCUUUUUCACUGGUCUCUCAGCUAGUCGCCAUCUUCUUCAAUCAACACCAGCGGCGCUUCCACCACCGGCUGCAACAACGUUCCCACCAUUUCCUCCUUCUACUUCUCUUCCUCAGCCCACGGCGUUUCCACCACUACAAGGCUCACAGAUACCUCCUUUGACUAAUCCAGCACAACCCAUUAAUAUCCCAAACUUCCCACAGAUCAAUAUCCCUAACUUCCCAGUUUCUAUCCCAAGCAACUUCCCAUUCAAUCUUCCCACCAGCAUACCAACCUUCCCAUUCUUCACUCCACCACCUUCCAAAUGAGAAGCUAAGCUCUCUUUAGCUAGCUAGCUACUGCCACACAACACAAUAUUACCAUCUUUUUUUUUUAUCUUACACACUUUGUUAGCAAGUGGUUGUCAUGUUUUCUUAUUAUAUUAGCUAUGAUGUUGUUUGAUGUUGUCCUUGUUUUUCUUGUUGUUUCUGUUUCUGCCAUGUUUUAGUUUCCUUUGUAAUAUUUACAGCUUAUUCAUAUUCUAAUCACUACUUGCUUUGAUUGA
Messenger RNA from Capsella rubella, 648 nucleotides. Its product is annotated as proline-rich receptor-like protein kinase PERK2. Lineage: Eukaryota; Viridiplantae; Streptophyta; Magnoliopsida; Brassicales; Brassicaceae. The record is from RefSeq and is a predicted model, not a curated record. The coding region runs from base 56 to 412 and encodes 118 amino acids. The transcript has a single exon.